This is a messenger RNA of Cataglyphis hispanica, 639 nucleotides long. RefSeq names its product general odorant-binding protein 56a-like. The record is from RefSeq and is a predicted model, not a curated record. Gene Ontology annotation, biological process: sensory perception of smell. The transcript has 5 exons. Gene Ontology annotation, molecular function: odorant binding. NCBI's taxonomy places the organism in Eukaryota, Metazoa, Arthropoda, Insecta, Hymenoptera, Formicidae. The coding region runs from base 79 to 480 and encodes 133 amino acids.
UCAGAACAUCUCGAGAAUACCAGUAUUUACUUGAUUGCAAAUCUAAUCUUCGUCCCGUUAAAGAAACAAAAAUCGAAUAUGAAGGCAAUCAUUUUUGUACUUACUAUUACCAUUGUUGCCGUUCUGGGUGCAAUUACAGAUGAACAAAAGGCAAAACUAAGACAGUAUAAAGAAUCUUGUAUAAAUGAAUCUGGCGUUGAUCCAACUGUCGUAGAAAAUGCGAAAAAGGGGGAAAUAGCUGAAGGUGACGAAAAAUUCGCUUGCUUCUCUACUUGCCUCUUAAAGAAAAUUGGAAUUAUAAAUGCGAAUGGAGAUAUUGACUGGGAAGUAGCUCAUGCAAAAAUACCAUCUGGUGUAUCGCAAGAACAAAUCGAUCGUAUACACAAUAAUUGCCAAAACGUUGCUGGAGAAGGAUGCGCAAAAGGAGCCAAUUUGUUGAAAUGCUUCGCGGAGAACAAAAGUUUUUCCAUUUUAUCAUAAAACGGACGAGGUUAAACGUUGCGCAAUAAUCAGAUCUAAUAAUCAGAUCUAAUUAAAUUUAUCUUUUAUUGUAGAUGGUAAUAAUAUGUUUUGCAUUUACGUAUUGAUGUAAAACUAUGUUAAGGAAUAAAUAUAUGAACGUUUUGCUUUAAAAAUAAA